GCCGUCAGUCUGUGUGGGAGUCUCUCAGCUGAUAAACACGUGGCAGCAGUGAGACCUUGGACUUUCUCCAUUACGUAACAGGGAGCAGUGUGCACGGUUGCAGUAACGCGCCCUCCGCCUCAGUAACACCGCGACGCUCCCUGGCUGCUGCUUCACCAUAAAGCGGAGACGAGUGAUUGUUGACGGUCCCUAAAGUUUCUGAUGAAAUCUCUAACCAGAGCUAAAGACAGACAGACCGACACACGGAAGCGACACGGCGGUUAAAAUCAGACUUUAUUAGCUAACACCGGAACAUUGUUAUCACCGGAAGGAGGUAAAACGGUGUAACCUCGAUAACGAAGCCAACGGAUCGUGUUUUUGGAUCAAACAUUUUGAAUCCGCUCCGGUUAACUGACCGCUAAGCUAGUUAGCUUCUCCUGCUAAGCUAACCUGCUAGUCAGCGCCACCGGCCGCCGUUGGACGCCGGAGCAGAUCCCGCCGCCGCCGCCGCCGCCUUCUUCACGGACAUUGAAAGCAGACAAAAUGGCUCUUCUGUCGUCGUCACACCGGGAUUCAUCUUCACACCGGGAUUCCACCGUGUUUACCGUCGUCACAAAGUUCUCCACCAGAAAGAAGUCCAACCACCACUCUCAGAGGAGCGCUAACGGUGUCACGGACAGUCUCCCCCGGGUUCCCUGUGUCUGCGCUGGCGGCUGUGAGAGCCAGUCGGUGUAAAAGACCAUGUUUGACUAAUUAAUCACUUGUGUGUGUUUGUGAGUAUUGAUGGAUAUUAAUGAGAGCUCGUGUUGAGUCGCCGCUGCCUCCCACAGUCUGACAGCUGUCACGUGUCUCACCUGCUGCUCAGGUAAUGUCACAAAUUUCACAUUUUGCACUUUGGAGUUUUCGGAAAUGUUCACCAGUAUGAGCGGGGAGGGACAUUUAUCCGGCGGGCAGAGCUCGUCCUCUCCGGCCGGGCGGGGACUCGCCUCUCCUGGGCUUGACAGCCAGGAAAGCUCGUGGAUCGGCCUGCUCUCCAGGCCCGCGCUGUCAUUUCUGCAGAGAUAUCUCCCGGGGCGGCCCCGAGCCCCGGCCCGGGCUGAUACGGGAGCCGGCUGGGUUAAAACCAGCUUCGUUGAUGAGGAGAGUGAGUUUUUGAGACAGCUGGACGGCAUGAUGCCGCUGCAGCACGCGGCUCCCCACCUGACCGUCCUGCGGUGUCAGCACGACGGAGCCGCCGGCCUGCUGGAGCCGAGCGGCGGCAGCACUUUACCGUGGCUCAGCGCUGACUCUCUGCGGGAGAUGGGGAUCCAGAGCGCAGAAGAAAUGGAUUUAAAUCUGUGCCAGCAAACUCAGAUCGGAUACCUGUCUUCUGUCAGGACUUUUUUCAGUCAUGUUCUGUUGAGCUCGGUGUCAUCUCAGGAAAUUAAACCGACAGGAGGGAAGGACUGGGAGCCGCUGGGGCGCUCGAUGAAGAGCAGGACGUGGUGGGGCAGCUUGUGGGGGGGCGAGGAGAGCUCACACAGAGGGCUGAUGUCAGACCUGUCCUGGGCUGAGGACGGGACCGGCACAGGAAGGCUUUGUCCUCAACAACCGGUGACUGAAACAAAAGCUCCCGAAACAACCGAUGUGUUUGUCCAGAGUGGCGGUGGAGGGUGGACGCUGGGAGAAAACACUGGACCGACUGACCACAAAGAGGAGCCGGCGAACAAUGGAGGCCUUCAAACAGUCCAGAACACAGAGGGCUCCACGACGGAGCGCCGGCUCAGCAUCAGUACCCACCUGAGCAGGUCAGGAGCUGCCGCCGCCUGCAGUGAGGUGGCACUGCUGACCCCUGAUCAGGACAAUGGUUACUCCAGUCUGGAGGAGGAACACUUCCAGGUGUGCCACCUGAACAUGGUGAAGGCCCUGAGUGAAGAGCAGGAGGCCGAGUCAACAGAAAGUACUGCCGCCACCGCCGCCACUGCUGCUGUCACCAUCGAGACGGAAAUGGAGGAGGAGACUUCAGAGGAGGGAGCGUCUGCAUCAGGACAGGUGGACAAGGAAGAGAGGAUGCAGGAAGAGGAGGAAGAGCAGGUCGCGGCCCCUCAGGAGGAUCAGGCCACAGCCCUCACCACCCCUCAGUGCCAGAAUAAAGCCAUAGCCUUCAUCAUGGGCUGCCCCUGCAGUGAUGAUGAUGACGACGACAGCAGCCAAUCAGACGAGGAGUCCAGUGAUGACGAAGAUGAUGAUGAUGAUGAUGGCUUUGACAGCGAGGGCUCGUCUGAUCUGUCCGAUUCAACUGAUGAAGAUGAUGAAGACGAUGAUGAAGCCUCUGACAGCGAGGCAGACUCUGAGGCGGAGCGCCUGUGGAACUCACUGUGCCAAACGGUGGACCCGUACAACCCCCGAAACUUCACUGCCCGGCUGCGCACCGCCAGCACCCCGCCCAGGACCAUCCCCACCCCCACGCCUCCUUCGUCCACCCAGUCCACCCCCGCCUCCUCUCCUGACCCUCCCUCCACCCUCGGAGCCUCCCCUCUCCUCACCUCCUCCUCCCCUCCAUCCGGCCAAGACGUCUGGGACGACUCCACCUCGGCCAGCGAGGUGGACGAAGCAGAAAGCCUCCGCCUGUGGAGCUCCUUCAGCUGCUCCCCGGACCCCUACAGCCCCUUUAACUUCCAGGCCCCACUCAGGACUCAAGGGCCCGCCGAGGCAGGGCCCAGGGCCAGGACCAGGGCUAAGAAGGGCUCCCAAACCCUCCCUCGCUCGCCCCGCCAUAACCCAGCAUUUCCACCCGAGUACAGGAAGGAGGAGGCUGAGGAGAGGCUGGACAGCGGCUUCUCUGAACCCUCCACCUCCUCCACCCAGAGCUGCAGCACCACCAAAAAGGUUCGUUUCUGUGAUGAUGUGGAGGAGUUCUUUGCCAGCUGUGGUGAGGAGGAGGAGGACCGGCGGGGCCCCUGGGAGGAGCUGGCCCGGGACCGCUGCAGGUUCCUGCGCCGCUGCCAGGAGGUGGAGACGAGCAUCGCCUACUGCCUGCAGCCGCAGCACCGCAGCCUGGUGUACCGCCGCCUCACCUCCCUCCUCUACGUCCAGGACGCCUGAGGACCGUCAGUCCUCUACGUCCAGACGUCCAGGACGCCUGAGGGUCGUCAGUCCUCUACGUCCAGACGUCCAGGACGCCUGAGGACCGUCAGUCCUCUACGUCCAGGAUGCCUGAGGACAGUCAGUCCUCUACGUCCAGGACGCCUGAGGACCGUUAGUCCUCAACAUCCAGGACGCCUGAGGACAGUCAGUCCUCUACGUCCAGACGUCCAGGACGCCUGAGGACCGUCUGUCCUCCACAUCCAGGACGCCUGAGACGUCCUUGUAGUUCAACACCUGUCGUACUGAGGAAAUGAAAAGCUGCACUUGUUAAGCAGUGAGACACGACAAAGACACAGAGGACAGGUGGACAGACUGACUGAUGUCUUCUUCCUGUUUGGUGUCUCUGUGGACUGAAACCUGAUUCAGGAGCGACUCCUUUAGUAAACCUGAUCUGAAGGGCUUUACUCUCUGUUCUCUGAGAGGUCGUCACUGUGUCGUGGUCGGACAGCGUCUCCUUUUUAUUUUCAGUUUGUCCUCGGGAUCGUCCCGUUCACAGAGACACAGAGACGAGCUGCUGCUUUCAUCACAGAUAGAAAAAGAAAAUGUAUUAAAUGAAUGUUGAGGGGUUUUUUUUUCCUCGAACGUCAGCUUCAGCAGUCGACACCAGAGAAGAUAUUUCUCACGUCUGAUUCAUCUGUAGAAUAAUUUGGCAUGUCAUUAAUUUAUCAUGGUAAAAUAGUGACAGAUAGCUGCUGAGCUCAGCGCCCGUCCUCCAACAGAAACACACACCUGGUUGAAAAUCAGCAGAGAGUCUCAGAGUGUAAGACGACAUCUUGUUUCCAGGAAAUGUUUAUUUUUAAUUUAGAGAAUUUUCUUUGUUUAGAAAGUCUGAAAACAGUGAAUCAGUAUUAAAGAUGUGGACGGAUGAUCUGCAGCUGGACUCACAGGAGAUGAUCGUUGAUGUUUCAGCUGAAUCACACUGAGGUUUGUUAGUGAUUUGAAAGCAGCAGCGUCUCCUGUGUCUCGGUGUAAACUACUGAUCAGCUGUGGGUCAAACUGCAGAUGUUUGAGUUUUCUCUUUAAAGCCAAAGAUUUAAAGCUCCUGUGAGCGACGGGACGAGAAACUGAAGCUGAUCGAUUUGCAUGAAUUGAUCUGUUCCUCUACCUGCUCUCACAUAAUCAGUGAUAAUCAAUACACAGUGUUUAGCCUCUAAUAAUCAGUAUAUGAGUCCCUGGUGUUAAAGUCCCUUUAAUGAGUCACCUCCAAGACGUCAGCUGCGUCGCUGACACCUGAAGAAGAAGAAGAAGAAGAAGAAGAAGAAGAGAUGAACUGAGUUUAUUCUGUCAGACUUCAGCUUUUAUUAGAAAACAGACAAAAUGAUCAUUAAAUUAAGAACAGAGAUUAUUAGUGUUUUAUAUCCAAUCAUCAUUCAUUUGACUAAUAACUAAAGAAUCAGUAAUCAAUAACAAUCAAUUCAUCACUUUAUUCUGAAAUUCAGCCACACCCUUCCUCCACAGGUGAACGCGUCACAUCGACCGCCACUAACUCUUAUUUUUAUUAAUUAAUGAGUUCAUAGUGAUGAAUGGGUAAAAUGCAGGAUGAUAACAAACAGAUCAUUAAUGAUGAUGAUGAUGAUGAUGAUUGAAACCUUUCAUUCAUCUGUUGAUCUCAAACUGACCGACUGUCCUCAGAUCUGCUCUUUAUUUAAAAAAGAAAAACUUUAUUAAACUGUUGGUCGAGUAAAACUUAAAAUCAGCAGAACAAGAAUCCAAACAAAGGCUGUGUGAAGGUUGAAAUGUCCGAACAUUAACGCUGUCACGAACCUUCCUCACACUGUAUUUGUGAUUCAGUUUCCUGUGAUGUCACACAGGUGAAACUUCCUGUUGAAGGAUUUAAUGAGAAACAGACUGACGUCAUGUCGCAGGUGAAGCUCGUGCCACUGAUGAUGAUGGUGAUGGUGAUGAUGUCAGUUAUUAAUGCUGAGUCAGUGUUUGUCCUGUUGUCGUCAUGGCGAUGGACUUUCAUUAUACAGGAAGUUAAAAACAGACUCAAGAGUCUAUCGUGUGUGCGUGUUGUCAAACACAGGAAACGUGUGAUGGCUGUUUGGUGUUUGUUUCUGUCAGCUGACUAAUAAUCAAUAAUCAGAAGGGAAAGCUGGGGGGGGGGGGGGGGGGGCAGGAUGAACCUUUGGUGUUCUUUUAGUCAGAAAAUGCUUUUUAUUUUUCUAAUGCAUCGUUUGUUUGGUGGGUAACAGGUUCUGCUUCUUCAUUUCCUCAACUGAAUAUUACAUAUUAAAUCAAUAUUUAAUGAGCAC
This is a messenger RNA of Epinephelus fuscoguttatus (brown-marbled grouper), 5360 nucleotides long. RefSeq names its product protein phosphatase 1 regulatory subunit 15B (gene ppp1r15b). Gene Ontology annotation, biological process: response to endoplasmic reticulum stress. The transcript is spliced from 2 exons. Gene Ontology annotation, molecular function: protein phosphatase regulator activity. Lineage: Eukaryota; Metazoa; Chordata; Actinopteri; Perciformes; Serranidae. Bases 889 to 3063 code for a protein of 724 amino acids. The record is from RefSeq and is a predicted model, not a curated record. Gene Ontology annotation, cellular component: endoplasmic reticulum; protein phosphatase type 1 complex.